AUGAUGGGACAAAACGUACUCAUUGAAGAAAAUGCAGAAGACUUUGAUGGACCCUCUACUUCUGGGCAAGGAAUGUGUACUGAAAUACAAGGACAUGUGGAAGCAGAAGAAGAGAUAUCAGAUGGUAUCAGUAAAUCUGUCCAUCGAGUUUUUGCUUCCAUGAUGGGAGAGAAUGAUGAUGAUGAAGAAGAAGAGGAGGAAGAUGAGGAGAUCUCUGAGCAACCUACAGCUGGAGAUGUUUUUGCACUAGAGAUGGUGCUUAAUAGAGAGACUAAGAAAAUGAUGAAGGAAAAACGUCCACGCAGUAAAUUGCCUCGUGCCCUGAGAGGCCUCAUGGGUGAAGCUAACAUUAGAUUUGCUCGAGGGGAACAUGAAGAAGCCAUUCUAAUGUGCAUGGAGAUCAUAAGACAAGCUCCACUUGCUUAUGAGCCGUUCUCCACUCUUGCUAUGAUUUAUGAAGACCAAGGAGAUAUGGAAAAAUCCUUGCAGUUUGAACUGAUUGCUGCUCACUUAAAUCCCAGUGACACAGAGGAGUGGGUCAGGCUAGCUGAAAUGUCACUUGAGCAAGACAAUAUUAAACAGGCUGUCUUUUGCUAUUCGAAAGCACUGAAGUAUGAUGCUACUAACGUGCGUUAUUUGUGGGAGAGAUCAAAUCUCUACAAACAGUUAGGGGAGCACAAACUGGCAAUGGAUGGCUACAGACGCAUUUUAAAUCUUCUGACUCCUUUUGAUGGUGAACGAUUUAUGCUUUUGGCAAGAGAUAUGGCCAACUUCAGAAAAAAUUACAUGCUCUAUACCUGAUGGUGUUCCCAUUGAUAUCACUGUGAAACUCAUGGUGUGUUUGAUUCACCUGAAUAUCUUGGAGCCUCUCAAUUUCCUUUUGACUAUCUUAGUGGAGCAGAAUCCUGAGGAUAUGGGAGAUUUGUAUCUUGAUGUUGCAGAAGCAUUUCUUGAUGUUGGAGAAUACGAUUCGGCCCUCCCCCUCCUGAGUUCCCUGGUGUGCUCUGAAAGAUACAAUUUAGCUGUUGUUUGGCUCCGACAUGCAGGUAACUGCUUCCUCCUAGUAUGUGAUAAGUUAUUUUCUGGCUCAUUAACACGUGUUGCAUUUCAUAAUUUAAAGUUGCAGUUGAGUGGGCACUUUGCUGGGAACUACCCCAAGGGGACAUCGAAUGGGACUCUAUUCGUGAGUUUUCAAAGGGAUGUUAGAUUUUCUUGGCACUAAAUUUUCAUAUGCAUUUUUGUUCAUAUGUUGUACAUUUGCAUAUUAUUUAUGACUUGAUUAUGGACAAGAUUUUUAGAUGUAUGCAUCAAUCAAUUUUGAAAGACCAUUUAUUUAAAACAUAAUAUUGGAGAAUAGCUGCAAUGUUUUAACAAAAUAUUAUUCCUAAGUGCACUAAAAUACACACACCCCAAACUAAAUGUUAGUUAAAACUAGAGAAUAAAUGUGUCCCAUGUACUUCCCUCUGCUUUCCCCUAGCAAAAUAGCCUUGUUAAAAACUUCUAUCUGCCUGUUCUGUAAAUUGUUGUCCAUGAUAUCAAAAAAGCCUGAUAUCAACUCUCUGUGUUGGCAUUCCAUGCAGAGCAUCAGCGGAGCCAGAUCUCAGAUUACAGUAGCUGGGUUGAGAUGAAUAAAGCUAUCAGAUAAUGUGAUUUAUUGACAAAGACUGAAAGGAGGGAAGAAACACAGGCAAAGUUUAAAAGCAGAUAAAGAAAGCAAAAAAGAUGGCUGUGAAUACACUGCUUUUUGUAUUACAAUAUCGGGUGGCUUAUUAUGAAGUUGCUUUCAUUAAGAGCACAUCAGCCCAGCCAUAAUAGUUGUAUUUACAAUUUGACUGAAUGGGGCAUUACAGUAGCAUGUUAUGUAGCCCUUAAUUACUUAAUAAAAUGAUCACAAUUGGCUUCUCAGCAAUAUGUGCCCUUAAAAGCUCUGACUUAACCCUGAAAGUCCGACAUCUUAAAUUCUAUUAUCUGUUGGCUUGAUUUUUGGUCUGUUAACUAUUUCUUGAACAAAAUAAUUGAAGUAUGUCUGUCUGUUAUUAUAUGUAAUUAGUAAUUAAUGUACCUGAUUAUUGAAUUAAGUUCAAAUUAAUGUCUAAAAACAAGCUGCCCAGGUUCAGAUUUUUUCAGGUUCAUAAAUCUAGCAGGUGAUGGUAGUCAUUCUUUCUAUUUAUUAGUAUAUAAUAAUGCUAACUUAUUUUACAAAAUAGUGGAAGACAUACUGAGGUCCAUAAAGUGCUUAGAACCUAUAACUUUUUGAUUGCUGCUGUGUCAUAUUAACGAACAUCACUUGUUCUCUUUAAGUAAUGUGCAUGAAGCUGUAUCAGCGAACUGCUGUUCCUUAAUGAUAAUGUUUUGGAGUCUCAUCAUUCUUCUGUAUGGUAUUUUUUAAUAAACAAGAUCGAUGGGCAUAGCUCCCCCACCCCUGCUACCUACCUAUACUCAUGUUUCUUAAUUAUUACAAUCCCUAACUCCCACUAACAUCUUCCCUAUGGUGCCCAUGUUUUGUCUGGCUCCCUUCUUCUAAGAUAAGAGAGAGGCAUUCAGUAGCAGUGUCCAUGUGUAGAAUCAUAGGUGUUAAUUAUAUUUGUGACCACUUUAACUGUGGAAACUGAAAGUUAUAGACGGGAUUUAAAGAAAUUCUUGUAUGACAAAUUAAAUUAAAAAUUCUGUGCUACCUCUUCAGAACACAAACUAUUUUGUACAUGCUUCAAGGUGCUAGUCGUUACUUUUAAAGCCCUACAUGGUAUUGGACCUAG
This is a messenger RNA of Thamnophis sirtalis, 2756 nucleotides long. The record is from RefSeq and is a predicted model, not a curated record. NCBI's taxonomy places the organism in Eukaryota, Metazoa, Chordata, Lepidosauria, Squamata, Natricidae.